UGAUCAUUUCUGUUUGGUGAGGAGGAAUCUGCCAAGCUCAGCAUGUUGAAGUGAAGCCAAAAACAGCCUUCGUCUGAUGAUCUUACAAAUGCCUGAUUUGGCCAGAAGAAGUCGUAUGACAAAGUAGUCAGUUCAUUUCUAACUUCAGCUCCUGAACAGUUUAAACUAAGCAAAAUUUUGUUGCUUUGUCUUACCCAGAAUGAGUGUAUCUGGUGUUGCGCUUUAGUUUUCAACCCAGAUUGGAUUGUGUUUUGGGUCCCAGCCGUCCUCAGUCCUGUUGAGCUCUGGCAUGAAGACUUUGCUGCUUCACAACCGAGAAAAAGCAGAUUUUCCCUCCAAGAGCUUGAUGAACCUUACUGACAAGGAAGACUCUAACACUAGAUGAAGACCUGAGGUGGAGAACAAGACUUGGCUGAGGAUAACUACUUGUCAAUUUUGUGGAUUUCCUUUUCUUUCCUUUUCUUUUUUUUUUUUUUUUAGCUUGCCAGCAUAGCUAAAAGACUUGCAUUUCUCCAAAUAGCUGCUAGUUUUGCUUAUCAGACAUGUGAAAGCUGCUAACCUGUAUUUUGUAUUCAUUUUGGAAAACUGAGCCGUUGUAAGAUAUCUGGCUCAGGGGAACGCCCAUCCUGGUACAGCCAUGGAGGGUCUUGAGCAGCUUGAUGUGGUGGGUGAUAUCAGCCCAGCUCUGGAGGCCACAGAGGACUUCAUCCACUGUGUUGAUAGGAUGCAAGGCCAAGGUUCAAGCCAAACUCAAACAAGCAACCACCAGCCUCCCAGGCAGCCAAAGCAGCUGCCGGACGUGUCCAGUGCUGCGUUGGGGAAGCUGAGCUCCAGCGGUGUGUGGGGGCUGCUGGCUGGAGAGCAGCCAGAGGUGGGGCCCCUUGGCCUGGCCUGGGCUGACAACUUCAGUGUGCUGGGACUGGGGGUGGGCUUGAGGCACGGCAAGAGAAGCAGAGCGCGCUCCACCAACGACCUGGCGGCCCAUUCAAAAGAGUGCACCAACAACACCGGCAGCAACUCAUCCAACACUGUUUUCAAAAAGGGACACAAUCGGUCCAGAUCAGACGUUAACUACCGUCCGUCUGCCUACACGGACAACGGGCUGCCCGCGGUGGACUCCAACACGCUGAAAAACAUGAUCCUCAACCACCAGCAAGAAGCUGAAAAAAGCAGCAGUAGCAGUGUGGUGAAGCAGGGUGAGAUGGAGCAGCGCGAGUGGCCUCGGGGCCGUUGGGCGCCCUGCUACAUCGAGUUGACGCCUUGCGAGCUCCGGCUGUACACUCUGGACAGCAGUGCCAACCGUCAGCUGGGCACCGCCUACUCGCUGUCACACUGCCAGAGCGUCAUCUCACCAGCACCCUGCAGCCAGUCCAGUCAGAUCAGCCAGCCUGUAGACCAACGCACACUCCAGGCUGUGUUCUUCAACAGCACACGUCUCCAGCUGAGAGCAUCCAACCAAUGGGAAGCCAUGGAGUGGAGACGGCUGAUGUGGGAGAAGGUGCAGGCGACCAGACCUGUGAGACAGGAAAGCCGUCAGCAUAAGAGCGAAGUGGAAAACCAACAGAUGGCCAAAUUUCCUGCGCCCAUGUCGCCUUCCUCAUCGCCUUCUCCAUCUGGGCUUGACACCAGACCUGAUGGCGACAGUGACACCCCUACAUCAGCGGAGGCCACGCUCUCUCUUCAGUCUAGUACUGGUGUCCUGAGCAGACCCACCACCUUACCUCUGUUCACUCAGCGCUGUCAGGAUGUCCUCAAAGCGGGUCUACUUCACCAGCUGAUGGAUCAGAACAAGUGGCGAGCCUUUACCUUUGUCCUGACCAGAUCUGCUCUCCAGGCCUUCCCAACUGAAGGUUGCAGUUCUGUGUCUCAGCCUGUCCUCCAGUACUCCCUUGCAUCCUGCUUAGCUGUACAACAUGAUCAGGACCUGGGGAACAGAGAGCCGUGGAACGAUAACGGUGAAAUUUUCCAGGCAGUUUUCCCCAAAAUGAUACUCAAACUUCGGGCAGACGAUCGGCUGAAGGCUCAGGAAUGGGUGGAGGUUCUGCGUGAGGCAGCAGGAGCACAGAGGCCUGGACAAGAAGAAGGGAAAGAACCAGGUGAAGGACCUCCAGGCCUUCAGGGAGUUCUGAUCAGAUCUAAACCGUCCAGGGACAGGAGGCAAAGGGAGGCCCAGAGAGCCAAGCGACAAUCAGUCACCACCAGUUUCCUCAGUAUUCUGACCUGCCUGGCUGUGGAGAAAGGGCUCACAGCUCAGAGCUUCAGGUGUGCAGGCUGUCAGCGUCCAAUUGGCCUAUCCAGGGGAAAAGCAAAGGUGUGUUACUACAGCGGCUGGUACUACUGCCAGAGCUGCCAUCAGGACAACUCUUUUCUCAUCCCAGCACGCCUGCUGCACAACUGGGACACCAGUAAGCACAAGGUGUCUAAACAGGCCAAGGAGUUCCUUGAGUUUGUGUAUGAGGAGCCACUGCUGGACAUCCAGCAGCUCAAUCCCUGUCUGUAUGAACACUGUGAAGCUCUGAGCACAGUGCUGCGUCUCCGCCAGCAGCUUCAGUCGCUGCGGGCCUACCUGUUCAGCUGCCGGGCGACCGUUGCCGAGGAUCUGAGGCGAAGGAUUUUUCCCAGGGAAUACCUGCUACAGCAUAUUCACCUAUACUCCCUAGCCGACCUGCAACAGGUGAUCGAUGGGAAACUGGCUCCUUUCCUGUCCAAAGUGAUCAAGUUCGCCAGCUCUCAUGUGUUCAGCUGCAGUUUGUGUCGAGAGAAAGGUUUCAUCUGUGAGCUCUGCCAUGACAGACAGGUCAUCUACCCUUUCCAGGAGAACGCCACCCGCAGGUGCGACGGCUGCGGCGCCGUUUUCCACGCAGAGUGUCGGCAGAAAGCUCAGCCGUGUCCUCGCUGCGUUCGCAGAGAGCUCCACCACAAGAGGCCGUCAUCCUUCUGGUCGCCCGAUGACGACAGCCCCGGGUGCUUUCACCUGCCCUACCAGAACACCUGAGGGCAGCGCGCCUGCAGCGGCUACAACAAGUGGGGCACCGUUCGGCCUCCACGCCGCACAAAGUGCCUGUGUUUCUCAUUUCUGUGUCUGCAGGUUAAAGCUAGCUGCAGCUUUCACCCGAGGAUAGAUGCCGGAGCAUGUGAUGCGCCGAAAGGGUUGCAUUUUUUAUGUGUGUGCAGCCUGCCUACACACAUCUGAGCUGAGCCUCCUUCGUCCUACUGUAAAGAGCAAGGAGAAACCCAAUUGCUGCGUCAGGCUUCACUGACCCAUCUGCCGAGUAUUUUGUUGUCAAACGUCUUCACACAGAUUCCCUUUCCCUCCCACCUUCAUCUCCUACACGUCACUUCCUUCCUCCUAUCUCGUACUUCAGGGGUUUACACAUAAAAUCACAGCUGGCAACUGGAAGAAUUCAGAUGGAAAGUGGAAAAACGUUGGUAGUCCGCUGGAAUCUUCCACUCUUAAUGCUUUGCUUUGAAAUUUAAAUUACUCAUCAACAAACAGAAAAUUAAUAAAAUUUACUGAUUUAUUCACAAAAAGCACAAAAUUUGCUGCUUUUUUUUUUCUUGUUGAAAUAAGCAAACUUGAAACCUCAGCUGCUUUUGACUUUUUAAAACUUUUGUCUUUGUUUACAAAAAACUCAAGGGAACUAUUAGAGAAUAUUACAGACACAGCAGCCUUGAAAGUUAGCUAGUUUCCCUGAGUUUGUAUUAUUUAUUUACUUUGAUAUUACAGAGAAUAACGUCUUUCGACUUGCAUUCAUGUCACUUAGAGUCAAAUGAAAUAUUAAAGGAUGAGUUCACACUUUUGUGUCCAUUUUGAAGCAAUAGUCUGAUAAAAGCUGUAACUUUUAUCCUACUCCUGUUGAUUUAAAAGAAGGGGAAAAAUCCUCCGUUGGUGUUUUAUUUAAAAGAAAAACUUCAAGAUUUUUUCAUUAAGUGAAGAUGUGGUUUUUGCACCAUCAUUUGCACUUAAUUUGGUUCAGAAAAUAUCUCCUUAUGAACAGUGGGGACAGGAGGAGUGCUUACAGCUAGCAAAACAAAAGACUAACAAAAAAUAAAUGAGUAUACAUAUAACCUACUCAGUGUGGUUUUUAACAAAUAUAAUAUAAAGUGUGAACUGACCUGAUUAACCGUAAAACUUCAGAAUUUUAGCAGAAACACUCCUGCAGCACAACCGGCACAAACUCAACAC
Messenger RNA from Melanotaenia boesemani (Boeseman's rainbowfish), 4186 nucleotides. RefSeq names its product pleckstrin homology domain containing, family M, member 3 (gene plekhm3). The record is from RefSeq and is a predicted model, not a curated record. NCBI's taxonomy places the organism in Eukaryota, Metazoa, Chordata, Actinopteri, Atheriniformes, Melanotaeniidae. Bases 638 to 2995 code for a protein of 785 amino acids. The transcript is spliced from 8 exons.